GUCGGAUCUCCGAGCCGCUCGCGCGCAGUGCGCCGAGAGCGAGGAGGCGGGCCGAUCUGCCGCAGCCAAGCUCAAGCUGGCUGAGCAGGAGCUGACACGGCUGCGCCUGCUGGAGAAGAACCACAUCACCGAGCUCAACUCCCUCAGGACGGCGGAGAAGGAGAAGGUGGAUGAUCUGAGCCGGCGGCUGUCGGAGGUGGAGAAGCAGCGGCUUGUGCUGCAGGAGGAGGUCACUGCCAAGUCCACAGAGCUGACGGCUACCGCCAAACGCUGGACUGAUGACUUUAGCGCGCUUGAUCGCGGCUUGGCGGCGGCCUUCCCUGAGACGCAGGAGGCGGCUUUGGCAGCCGUCGGCGCCGCACGUGACUCCAGGAGGCAGGAGACUGGCGAGGGCAGCUCGGAGUACUUCUCCAUGGAGGACCACCUGGCGUCCAUGGCCGCCCGCAUCGAGCCCGUCACCCAGCUCGGCUGGGAGUUGCGGAAAGCGGCUGAAGAGCUGGUGCCCAUGCUAUGGCCUGGGGAGGCGGUGCCGCAAGACAUCUCCGGCCUCAUCUCCGCGAUGGAGCGGGCGCCGGACCGCUUCCUCGACUGGAAGGAGUCGGCCACGCGCGCCGGUGCCGACAUGGCGCUGUCCUUCGUCCUCUCCUGGUACAACGAGGUGGACCUGGGGCAGCUGGAGUCCCGGCGAGCCGGCGUGGAGACCAAGCUCCCAGCCGAUCUCAAGGCCGCCCGCCUCGCUCGAGCCAGCACCAUCGCCGAGUUCGUCGACAAGACCCUCUUCGUCGCGGAUCCGAACCCUCCUCCAUCCAAUGAUGAAGAAUACAUGGAUGAGGAGGAGGCGGAAGACGUGCCUGAGGACGACCCGGCCGCCGGCUCCACUGAUGCCCCUCCGGCUUAGAUUUCCUGCUUUUCAGUUGUUCUUUUGCAAGACAAUUUAUUAAAUCCCCGGGAUGCCGGGUGCAGAUGUAAGACAAUAUUAUCGCC
Lolium perenne is the source of this 984-nucleotide messenger RNA. NCBI's taxonomy places the organism in Eukaryota, Viridiplantae, Streptophyta, Magnoliopsida, Poales, Poaceae. The record is from RefSeq and is a predicted model, not a curated record.